AUGAAGGCAGCUACAUCUGUGCUUGAGAGUAAAAUUUGUGUCCUGGAAGCAAAGGUGGCUUCUCAACAAACUGAGCUACUGAAAUGUCACACAGCAAAGGCCCCUUCCUUUGAUGCAAUGCUGGCCGAUGAGAAGAUGUUGAAAUUUUACACAGGCUUUUCGAGUCCUGAUAGAUUCCUCAUUUUUGUUCGAUUUGUUGAGAAAGUUGUAGCCAAGAAGGAAUGUGGGCGACCGACUACGUUAACCCUGCCGCAACAGCUAGUCCUAGUCCUAAGCAGACUUCGCGUUGGCCUGCUUGAGGAAGAUUUAGCAUACAGGUACGGAUUAUCCCCAAGCACGGUGAGCAAGAUGUGCACUUUCUGGGUGCAGUUCUUAGCGAGUUACCUGGAGCAAGUGCCAGUUUGGCCCAGUCGCUUAACAGUGGACCGUUUCAUGCCAGAAGCUUUUGCUAAAUUGUAUCCAACCACCAGAGUAAUUUUAGAUUGCACCGAGCUCUUUAUAGAGACACCAAGCCACUUCAGAACCCAGAGCGACACAUACUCCAGCUACAAAAAUCACAACACAGCUAAAGGCUUAAUUGGGAUUGCUCCUAACGGAAUGAUAACGUUCGUGUCAGAUUUGGCUCCCGGCAAGCUGUCAGACAAAGCUAUCACCAGGAUUAGCGGCCUCUACAGCAUGCUGGACAAGGGUGACUCUGUAAUGGCCGAUAGGGGCUUUCUCAUAAAGGAUGACCUCGAAAAUAUUGGUGUAGACUUGAACAUACCUCCGUUCUUGGGUGGAAGGGAACAGCUGUCUUCUGAAGAAGUCACAGAAACAAGAAAAAUUGCGCACCUUAGAAUCCAUGUUGAGCGCGUGAUUCGAGAAGUAAAGAGAUUUAGGAUACUUAGAUAUGUCUUUCCCAAUUCCAUGGCGGAGAACCUUAACAGGGUAUGGAAGGUGUGCACGCUACUAUGCAAUUUCACAAACGAGCCACUGGUGACACGGUAG
Ornithodoros turicata is the source of this 987-nucleotide messenger RNA. RefSeq lists its product as uncharacterized. Lineage: Eukaryota; Metazoa; Arthropoda; Arachnida; Ixodida; Argasidae. The record is from RefSeq and is a predicted model, not a curated record. The transcript has a single exon. The coding region runs from base 1 to 987 and encodes 328 amino acids.